Messenger RNA from Cuculus canorus (common cuckoo), 9195 nucleotides. RefSeq names its product polycomb group ring finger 3 (gene PCGF3). NCBI's taxonomy places the organism in Eukaryota, Metazoa, Chordata, Aves, Cuculiformes, Cuculidae. Bases 1144 to 1872 code for a protein of 242 amino acids. Gene Ontology annotation, cellular component: PRC1 complex. The transcript is spliced from 9 exons. Gene Ontology annotation, biological process: regulation of transcription by RNA polymerase II. The record is from RefSeq and is a predicted model, not a curated record.
GUCUUGUUUUUUUCAGCUGCAAGAUAGAGCUGUGAGUCAGGCCUUCUGGAGAAAUCUCUUUCUUACUGUAGGUUUUGUCUCUCUUUGGAACAAGAUGUCUAAUGCCUUGGAAAAACAUAUUCUCAUUCUUCUGCUUCAUCCAGUAGUUGCCAGUUUUUGUAUUUUAAACGUGUAGUGGGAAGGGUUUUGUGUCAUUCUUGAAAGGUGUAUAAAAUUUUCAUGAAGUUGAUUUGACAGACUUGCUCUUGAUGUUCUAGAAGACACAUUUUUCUCCUUUGCCAAAAAUGAUUUUGUUUCCCAUUCAGUCAGUGAAGUAUGUAUUAUCUUUCCUGUUCUCUUUUUCUGUACAAUGGUGUUUAUUACUAUGUAGUAUUUUUACUUUCUUGAUUUGUAUAGUUCAUCCAUUGUUCUCAUAAUAUUAUACCCCAUCCAAACUGUUUAUUGUCAUUUUUUUCUCACUACAAUAGGGACAAGCAGAAGUGGCAGUGCUUGUCUCUGUUGUAGAGGGGAAGAAAUGUUAUGCUUUUUCUAGAAAAUAAAUAAUUUCUUUGCUUCAUCUGUCACUGUAACACCUUUGGCUUUUCUGCCUCAUUAGUGCUUGGAUUCAGUUUGUGGUGAGCCUGAACACCUUUUUCUGAGAUCCUGCUUGGGCAAGUAACUAGAGUUGUGUUGAUACUGCCUUUUUAAGUAUCCGUGUAGCUUAAUUUCUCUUUAGCCUGUCAUGAAUUAUGUUUUCCAAUGUGCUGACUUUCUAUUUAACUUGUGGUUUUAAGCCAUCUCCUGAACGCUUCUUUAAGAUGUUAAAAGCUCUUCUCCUGUACCAUAGAAAUGUAUGUACUUCAUGCAGUAGCUUCUUGAAAUGAAGACCUCAUGCACCAACUUCUAGGGAUUUAAUACAUGGCUGGUUUUCACUUGAUUAGAAAUAUAUCUAUAAAAUACAAUUUUGAAAAGCAAUUUAGUUUCCUAGCAUAGUAUCUUUGCACUUUCAUUCUUCUGUAAUGGCUAGUUGCUAGCUUAAUUAAGAACUCUCAAAUACCAUGAAAUAAGUUUGAUUUUUGUGUUAUUUACUUCUUAGCCAAAAGAACUGGAGAUCAUCCUACUCAUUUUUAUGUAGGACAAUGCAGAUUUUAAUGGACACCAAAAAUGCUAACAAGGAAGAUAAAGCUUUGGGACAUUAAUGCCCAUAUAACCUGUCGUCUGUGCAAUGGAUACCUGAUUGAUGCUACUACUGUAACAGAAUGCUUACAUACUUUCUGUAGAAGCUGCCUAGUGAAAUAUUUGGAGGAAAACAACACCUGUCCGACCUGUAGAAUUGUUAUACAUCAGAGCCACCCAUUACAGUAUAUUGGUCAUGACAGAACAAUGCAAGAUAUUGUUUACAAACUUGUGCCAGGCCUCCAAGAAGCGGAAAUGAAAAAGCAAAGGGAGUUUUAUCACAAACUGGGCAUGGAAGUUCCAGGGGACAUCAAAGGGGAGACAUGUUCUACAAAACAGCACCUAGAUUCCCAUCGAAAUGGUGAGACUAAAACAGAUGAAAAUUCAAACAAAGAAACUUCUGAGGAAAAACAGGAAGAAGAUAAUGAUUACCACCGAAGUGAUGAACAGGUGAGUAUCUGCUUGGAAUGCAAUAGCAGCAAAUUGCGUGGAUUGAAACGAAAAUGGAUCCGCUGCUCAGCACAAGCAACAGUCUUGCAUCUAAAGAAGUUCAUUGCCAAAAAACUUAACCUUUCUUCUUUUAAUGAGCUGGACAUAUUAUGCAAUGAAGAGAUCCUUGGCAAGGACCACACGCUGAAGUUUGUAGUUGUUACUAGAUGGAGAUUUAAGAAAGCACCUCUACUGCUACAUUACAGACCCAAAAUGGACUUGCUGUAAAAGAACUUUAUUGUCCCUCUGGACAGAGUUUUUUGCAAAGACUAUCAUCUGGCACCUUCUUAGUGCAUCGCUAAUCACGACACAAAGCAGCUGAAUAAUGCUGGAAGAUUGCAGUGCUGUCGUAGGAGACUGUCCUUCUGAAUAUUUCUUUUAGGGAUAUGUUACCUAGAUUUCUGGACAGAAAAUAUUUAUACUUUUUUUGUAUGGGAAGAAAGAAGGCGCAACUCAACAUGACACUACCAGCACUAAGUUUACAGAUAAUGAAAACACUUCACAGUUCCAUGUAACUCAGCCUGAUUUAUCUCUUAGAGUUAUACAGAAGUAUGUUAGAAUAUUGUGGAGUGAUUUAAAAAUGUUGCUUUUGACACCAAGUUGAAUUCAGUUACUUUUCACAUUUUGACUCUGAAAACUAUAUUUUUGCAAAGUGUUCUUGUCUUAUAUAGUAUGCCUGAUUGCAUUGGCUUUAUUCAAGUUGUUCUCUAGAGCAUUGAACAUACCUAAUGAUAUAGUGACUGGUGAUAAUUUAUUAUGCUGCAUUGAAAACUUCUGAGUAUCUGGGAAACCAGUAAAUUUGUCAUUUUUGGCCUGUUACUGUUCUCCCUCACUUUGUGUUUUAGAAAAAUUUUGAUCCUCCCCUAUGCAUGUCAAUUUGAUAAAAUUUAUAGAAAUAAUUUCAGUUGAUUUUAACAUUCCCUGACAUUUUACUGUGGCAUAAAUUGCACCACAUAAUGACAAAUACUCUAAAAUGCUAGAUUUGUGAACUUUUUAAAAAAUAAACAUUUCUUAUGUAGUUGUGGCUUGCAGAAAUCAGUUUUUAAUUUUAAAGAGAAUUUGCUCUCACUAUUGAAGUGCCGGGGCUUGGGCAACUUUGGGUGAUGUUGCGUAGUUUUCACUUAAGUGAUAAAAAUUCCACAGCUUUAUAUUUCCUUUACCUGUUUACUUACGAAACCAUAACAUUUUUUUUAGUGCGAUUCCUGGCUAUCUUGGGGCAGGGAGUGGGUGCAGACAAUAUUGGUUUAGCACCUUCUGGCCUUAACUGGUACUUUUGCUUGCAUCAGCCCUAAUGGAUGCAAAUACAUACACACAUGCAUGUAUAUAUGUGUGCAUACAUCUAUACACACAUGUAAGUAUAUAUGUUAUGGAAUGCACCCUCAGUAGCACUUAGCAGAGUUCACUGCACUGUUUAUAAUAUAGAGUUUCUGAAAUAUUUGACUUCUUAAAAACAGUAGUUGAGAGUGAUUUCUGCAAGCUGUAAACAGUAGAGCAUAUAUAGUAUGAUUGUGAGAGUAUUUGUCUGGCACAGGUGUUAAGUUACUGAAAACAGGCUAUGCCUUAUUAAUGGCAACUGGAAAUAGUUAACCUAAUUUUUUGAAGAGUUUUCCAGUCACCUGAAGAUGCUAGUUGCUAUUCCUAUUAUUAAACCCUGUUUUUUGUUUGAUAAAUUGGCUUUGGAUAAGAGAAUAUGUUUUUCUCUAACUACCCUGCUUCCUGUAUCUGUGUUCCUUCCCCUUUUCUGUUAGAAACUGUUACAUGUUACUCAGUGACAGGAAGGUGAUCUGGCAAGACAUUUCGUGAAGCAUUUUAAAUCUUCUUCCUUUUCUUGAAUUUUCAAAGCAACACAUUCCUUGCAUGUGUUCCAUAAUUUCUUUCUAUGGAGUCUUCAGUCCUCCUUUCUCAGCCCUGCUGCUGUAGAAGGGAUGCUCCAACCUAUGUUUACCUUUGAAAACAGGGUUUCUCAUUUUUACCUAGUUAUAUAUGUCAGUGGGAAGGAAAUCAAAAAGUAUGUGAGCAGAGAAUUAAGAGGGAGCCUACUGAACCGUGGAGAUGGAAAGGAAUGCCCCACAAAGGCCAAAAAGUGCUACUGUCCCAGUAAAUAAGUAUAGGAUAGCUGCAUUUGAAUGUUUGCAUUAGGUACAUCUCCAUAUCUGGGCUGGGUGGCUGAGCUUGUGUGGGAAAGGUGUGUGUGCAUGCAUACAAGCAGUGGAAUUGAACUUGGCCCUGGUUUUGUCUUACUGUUUAUUCUGUUUGCUCACUCAAAUAUACGAGGUUGGACACAAACAACCCCUCCCCUCACCCCAUCCCAAGACUAACCCUGUGGCUCAGGAACCAGGAGUGGAAGGGGAGAGACAAGCAGAUGGUUAUAGAACACGUUCUAACCUGUCACAGUGAGACAAGGCUCAACUCGAUUGCUUCACUCAGAAUGAGUGGACACAUGUUUGCAUAGAGACUUUAUCUUGCCCUCAGCUGGAAAAUAUCUGUGUGACAGUCCACAAUGCUUUGUCUAUGAAGCAGCUUUUAGCUAGUGACAUCACUGUGCUUCAGCACCUACCCCGUUUGCAAUCACAUCAGUUCUGAAAGGAACCUGUUUUUUGUUGGUAGAAGGUGUAAAAGCAAAAAUGGAGAUCCUCAACAGUCUUUUCAGAAAAUGAUAUGUGGAAUUGCUUUGAAUGUUGGUAGCAUCAUAUGCAGCUGUCUGUCUACUCAAAAGGCAACUAUUUUGAAGGUGAUCAUAGUUGGUUGUCUUAAUUUGUUAAAUAAAAAGUUAUAGGUGGUCUCGUUUGUUUUUUUUUUGUGUCAGACCUCAUAUGUACUUAAGCUUUUUUUUCUGUCUUAAGAAAAAAGAACAAAUGAGAUCAUGGGUCUACCAUUUUUGUAAUCUUUCCAUGAGACAGUGAAUUUAGGUGGUUUAGAUGUGUACACAAAUUGACAUACUGGGCUGUUUAUGUGAUUGUUACUGUCCUAGUGUGAAUAAUUGAGAGUCUAGCCAGUGAGGUACUGAGAGUAUGAACAGGGCUGUAAGUGUCCACCCUCUGUGCACGCUGAGUAUGCAGACACUGGUUGUACCUGAUGUAGACAUAAAAUAGAAGCUGUCAGGCAGCAUUCCGAUUAACCAACUUAAUCAGGAGAUAUAUAUACAUAAAAGCAAAUAUAUAUAUAUAUAAAAAAUGUGAGAUCUGUCUACCUCAGAAUGUGUACACUGCAGGAACUUUUUAUGUGACUAGAUAUUGAUGCAGUGCUGUUAAAAUACAUAGGGAUUUUAGUACUUUGCUGUGUACUUGUGCAACAGAGAAAUCAGUUAUGAACAAGCAAAUUCAGAGGUCUGAAGUCUGUCUCUUGCUGAACGAUCUACAGUACGAAAAAUACAUUAUGAGUAUAUAACCAUCCUUAGAAUCACUUGAAUUUAUUAUGGUGCUAUCAAUAUUUUGAAGAUUAUGUUUAUACCUAUAUGGAUACAUAAAUUCGAGCCAGUAUUAAUACCUAGAGCUGGUGUUUUUUCUCAUAAUUGUGUGUAACUGCUUUUGCAAUAUAUUUAAUCUGAUAAAGCCUCAACAGUAAAAGGAAAAACAAAAAUACAAACCCACACAGUUAUUUUUCUGAAUUGCAUAUCACAACAUCUUUGCUACAGCAACUCUUUCCUCAGUAGGAAUGUGACUGUGUCCAGACCAUGUAUUUAUUUCCUUAGCCUUACUAAAAGACUACAAUGCAAUUGAAUUGAGGUCAGAGUGAGGUCGCCUUUGAAUCACAGCCUUGUUUCACUUCUGUGAGGCUUAAGAGACAGUUAUUUUACAUCAAGAUUAUAUUGGGUAAAAUAACACCGAUACUGUUCAAGGUUGGACUAAGAGUUGAACUCAGCAUGGAUAUCUUUUAGUCCUAGUGAGAUCAUGUUGGUUUAUUUAGACUUUCAUGAAGAUGCCAUUAUUGUGAAGUAGUUUUCACAAUUGCUGAUGCUGGUAAAUAAUUGCAGUAAGAAAGUAUCUUGUUGCAUUAUCCUCAGCAGUAAUGAGUCUAAGUCAGCCAGGCUCAGAAACUCAUUAAAUAUAGUUUCAUUUAAAAUAGAGAGUUCCAAUAGAAUAUAUAAUAUCAAAUUUAAAUAAGAUUGGAGCUUUUAAAUUUUAACUUUAUAAGAUUAUUUAUUCUAUUUUAAGCCUUCUGUCUUAUUUUACCAUCCAAAUAUUUUUGGUUUCAGUGGUCCAGCUGUAUUUACGGGCAUAUAAAAUGAAAUUGUAAGAUGUUUUUACAAGCUUCUUUCUUUUACAUUGAAUUUGAGUAGCUUUUAUUUGCAUGUUUUUGUUUUGUAUGGAUAAAGAGCAUUACUUAUGCUUUUGUGCAAUAGGUUUGAAACAUGCAUUUAUUAGACAUAAGUUUAAAUUGUAAAUGUAGCAUCUACUUACUGUUAAAUUUAAAAGGAAAGUAGAUGGCUUUUCUCACCUGUUCAAAUGGGAUUUUAUUUAGGGCUAUUAUUUGGGGGGCAUUGUUUUUUUUAUUUGUUCCUUUUUAUUUAAAGAGUGGAGUGUGGGAUUUAAAUUUGUGUAUGUACAAGAACUGUCAGCAAUAUUUUAAAAUAAAUGAUCUUGCAAGAAACCUUAAUGUGAAUUGUGGAAGCAAUUGGCAAGACUUAAAUCCUGUCUGAAAAUGUUUUGUGCCAUUGUUGUCUGGUAUGUUUGUACCAUCAAAUCUGGGAAUAUUUAUUAUUAUUGGUUGUGCAAUAGUAUACACAAACACUGUCACCUCUGGUGUAUGGGACCAUAAAAAUUAUCAGACUACAGUGAUGAUGGUGCUAUUUCUUUCCAAUAGACUAUGAGCCCUUAAAAGCUUAUCUGGCUUUUACUGCCUUCAAAACAAAAUAGUUAGUCCUAGGAGAUUCAUUGAGGUUUUCUUCUACUGGAUGAUAAGUAUAAGCAUAAAACUAGCCUAUUUUACAGCAUUAUGCGUCUUACUAUUGAGCUAAAUAUAUUAGGAAGAAGCCAACCAGUCUGUACGUGAGAAAUGAAUCUUAAUAAAUACUUAAAAUGCAUUUUGUACAGAAGACUGUACAGAAGAAUCAAGUUUCUGUGUUUCCUCAGGUAAUUACUUCAGCUUGGAUGCUUCACUGGAAAUGUUAUUGCAACAUACACUUCAGUUAGUCUGCACAAAGUUGAUAGCAGGGCAAAAAAUUGUCACAUACACUAGAAUCUCUACAUAAAAUAUAAUUAACUGUAAGUUCUUGAGAUCUGUUGCAGUAAAAAGUUGCAAAGGGCAACUAAAGAAUAUGGAACAAUGCUUCAAUCUCUGCUUUAAUCAAAGCUUGUGAUCAGUACAGACUUUCUAGGAACUUCCGUCUUGUAGCAAAUCAGCAGGAAUAUUUUACUGUGGACUUACUGCUUAUUUAUAUACAAAUUAAAGCUCUGGUCUUGCUAUUUGAUCCAUGUUUGGUAGCCUUUAGGACUUCUUGUAAUCUCUCAAAGCCACCUGCAUCCUAGUGGGAAAGGUAUGAAGUAAAUAUCCAAUUCUGUGAACACACAUAUUGGUAACUUCACUAACAACCUAAAUGGUUCCACAGAAACCAGCAGGAUCAUUUAUGCGUAUGGUUAGAUGUAGCUGAAGGAAGGAGCCCUGGUUUUUGAAUACUGAUAUUCCAAUAUUUUUUUAAUUUUUAUUUGAAAUGCAAAAGCAUUGGUUUAAUGCAACCUUGAAUGGAAGUUGUUUAUCUAGAUAAAAGGAGAGUUUGUUCUUUUCUUCUGCAACAAUUUUACAGUUAAGGGACAAUAAGCCAGUGCAACCACUAAGCCUUUAUCCUCUUAUGUGGCAUAAUAAAGAUUCUGGAACUGUCAAAAGUGUAAAACCAUAUUUUUGGCAUAGCUUCAUUUGAAAGUUUACAGUUUUUUAUGCUCUGUGUUGCCGUGUAAUUUUUGUACUAUUGGUGGCUAGUUUUGUCUGAAUAAGCCUUUUGGGAUAAUUGCUUACUGUUUUGAUUUUAUGGUAGCGAAGCUUGUAUCUAGUGUUUUGCCAAUUAAUAUUAUAUGCUUGUUAAUAAAAGCAGAGAAACUAACUGAAGUACUGUCAGGCUGGAAGUUAUUGUCCCACUUUUCUGAAGAACAUAAGGAACAAGUCAUCACAGCACUGAACAAACACUGCGUGACUGAAACAGUGGUGGCGUGGCAUUGCAUUGUCAUAAUCAGCCUUUUAAUCAAGGAUGGCCCAAAGUGUUGCUCUGCUGCACCAAAUAGCAAUGUCCGUGACAAGUGUGUGACAAGUAAUUGCCAGUUAGGAAAUGAAAUGGCUUCAGCUACAAAGAGGAAAAACAGGCUUGCCUGAUGUCUUUGUGUCUGUGGAUAGAAAUUGGUCAGUUAUAGUACGGCAAACAUUGGUGCUUGACCUCUCCGUAACUUCAAGAGCUUUUUUGCUUUGAGAUCCUUGAGAUUUAUUUUAAUACCUGAACAGAUCAAAGAUCUAUCAAAGAUAGAGGGGAAUUUUCAGGUAAAGCUCAUCAAAAUGCCUAGUUGAGAUAAUACAAUAAAGCUGCAAAGCAGAUGCUGCAGUAGUUGAAUUUCUUGCAGUAAGAAAUUACAUGCAGUAAUGCAAAUUUCUAGUGUGAACUGCUCUGUAUGUACUAGGAGGGUAGGAAUAGCUUUUAUUCUUGUGGUUGGCUUGUUACAAAUUGCCAACAGCUACGGGCUGAAUUGAAGUAUGUUUACUCAUACAUGCAAUUUGUAUUUCCACUGGUGGUACCAAUUUGUAACUGUCCUGAGGAAAUGAGGCGUUUGCCACUUAAAAGCUUCAUUUAAAUACCAGUAUGAGAGACUUGUUGCAGAAAUGUCCCUUUGCCAGUGUAUAGUCACUUAGAAGUGAAAAAUCAUUAGCACUAAUUAAGCUUUACAUUUUGCAUGCUCUCAUUAUUAGUGGUUCUAACACUUUCCUUAAUUUUCUACUACUGCUUCCAUUUGUCUGUUAACUAACCAGUGAUGGGCCUGGCCCAGUCUGCUUUUUUCCUUCCUGAGUCUUCAGCAUUUAUUACAGGAGUCUAGAAGAGAUGUGCUCAAACAGUGGUUUUGUUUCAUGAGAGUGGGGUUACUUAUUUUCUGACCUCUCUAAAUGCUGGAGUAAUUAAGAGAUGACAAAAGCUUUCUUCUUCUGUGCAAGCAACUGUACGUAAGUUGUUGUGUCUUUCAUUGCCACGUAUGUAAUGAGUAAACCGGGUUUGAAGGAGGAGUGACCUGUAUACCUGACUUCAGGAAUGAUUAAAGCACUGCCUUCAACAUCUGUUGUAAAUGUUACCUUUGUGUUACCUUUGUGGCAACCAUGAAAUGGUUGUGGCAAAAAUUAUUGUUUAAAUCAAUGUUUUAUAUUGUCCCAUGUAAAAUAUGCUUGUAGAAUUUCAGACUGUUCUCUGACUUUGAUUUGGACAGAAAAAAAUUAAUUCUUGGAUCUUUUAUCUUUUAUUACCAUUACUCUGUGUUAGUUUGAAGUGAGUCAUUUGAAACUAGACUGGAAAAAAUUGUGGAAAACCUAAAAAAUAGAAAUACAUGAUGGAAUCUAACUAAUACCUGAACAUGGUGCUAAUCU